Molecule: messenger RNA, 2276 nt
Organism: Ectocarpus siliculosus
Lineage: Eukaryota; Phaeophyceae; Ectocarpales; Ectocarpaceae
Source: the annotation of a GenBank genome assembly
AACGCCCACACCCCAAGCUUGGUGAGUGUGAAGUGGGCAGGCCUAGAUCGCUGUACCGAGCUACUGGAGCGCGCUUCGCGCUCGCCAGCGCUGGCAUAUAUACGAAUCGCGCUUGAGGACCUCCUGACCACCGCAUAUACUGUAAAUGCUCUCUCGGCAUCCACUGCAGCAGAGCAAGAGAGAGGAGGCCCGCCAUGCCUCGCCCACAGCAGGUGACCCGAGGUCCCAUGAACGCUUUGCACAAGGCCGCUUGGGACGGCUCCGUUGAGAUGACAGGCGCGAUUCUUUCCAGCAGGGGAGCACCCGACAUCGACCUGGGCAAUCCCAGCGCCGCAACCGCUCUCAUGAUAGCGACGGUCAAGGGCUACGCGGGUGUUGUCAACGCUCUGUUGAGCAAAGGGGCGAACGUAUCACUCGCGGAUCCUAGCGGCUAUUCGGCUAUACACAUCUCGGCCCAGGGUGGGAAGCUGUCCAUAACCAAGAUGUUCAUCGAGACCGGCGCGUGCGUCGACGCUACCACCCGCGCCGGCAAUACGCCUCUUCAUCUGGCCGCCAAUGAAGGGCACACGGAGGUGGUCCGAGCGCUGGUCGACGCCGGCGCGAAGGUUGACUGCCGCAUGCCCGACGGAGCGACGCCGAUGUACCUCGCGGCCGAGAGCGGACACGCGGCCACCAUCGGGGUCCUCCUGCGCGCGAAGGCGAACCCACUCUUGUGCUCGCACACGCCGAUGGGGGUAUCCUACGUCCCGUUGGAAAUGGCGGCGCUACACGGGAACCCGGACGUAGCGCGGGAGAUGAUACGACAGGUCGGCAUCCGGGGUUGUGGCGGUCCAAGCGGCGGCGUAGAAGCCCUCCGUCAGGCUGCUGACGAGGAGCAUCUCGAGUUCAUGGCCGUGUUGUUGGACGCCGGCGGGGUCGUCGACACAGGCCCGGCCCUGAUUCUUGCGGCGGAGAACGGUCGGGCCGUUGCGGUCAAGUUCCUCUUGCGGCGGCGCCAGGCUGACGCCGACGCGUACGUGAACGGUACCAGGGACCCUUACGGCCGAACGCCGGUGAUGUGCGCCGUCGACGUCGGCGCCGGCCGGCUCUGCUCGCCCAAGAUCGUGAGGCUGCUGGUUGAUGCCGGAGCGAACACGACGCGGGCCGUCGGAGUCACGAGGAUUACCCCUCGGUGGGAAAAGACCAGCGAGACACCGCUGGCUUUCACGACCCGCUUGUUGCGGGAGGGGAGAGUCGACGGCGAAGCCGCUACCAAGGAGCAGCUGCAGAGGCUGAAGGACACUCGCUGCCUGCUUUCGCGGGCGGAGGCCGUUCACGCAGUCUCUUGGUUGUGGGCCAGCGGUGAGCCCCCCCGCAUCGCCCAAGCGGCAGGGGACACAAAGACCGAGACGGCUUCAACGGCGGUGGCAACACCGCUGCGGGCCAUGUCCCCGAUGCUGAGACGAAAGCCUGGGACGCGUGGUGUUCUGUUGAAGACCCUGUUUAGGUACUCGCGGAAAGUUUGACUGCUGUGGCUUGGCCCUGGUGGUUUCUCCGGCCUGUAGCUUCCCCCCGCUCGAGUGGAGUUACCCAUGGUGCACGCCAGAGGCAGCAGAAGCAUCAGCGUGACGCUUGCUUUUCACGGGAAGGGAACGCCUCUUGUGCUUGGAUAACGGGCGGCACCUAUAUUAGUACGAAUUAAAUACCUUCGAGUGCGCGCCCAUCACACCAUAAGAACCCGGUGCUGUCGAUGUGCGUUACCAAUAAGCUAUUUCAUAUUUGUGGGUGUCGGCGUUACCACCAAUAUACAGUGUAUAGACUUAUUGUUUGUGGGUCUAUGGGUAGUAUUACGAGCAACCUUGAAGCUCCGGUUGAGAUGCCCUUGGCGUUGGUGGUUCCGGAGGAUUGCUCGUGGUGAAUGAGGUGAGUUAUCUGGGUUUUUUCUGCGGGUCGAAAGCAGCGUGGAGCUGUCUGUCCUUGCUGGCGUUUUUUUUCACAGGAGUCGCCAGUGUGGUUCGAGUAGUAAAGUGUGCCGCAAGGUUCGUUGUGUGUAGCAACGAGAAUCGGUGACUAAAACGAGGGAUGGUGCGAGGUUCAGGAUAUCUCUCGGAGUGCGUAUGUGCGCAACGUUCGGCAAUACGCUUGUUUAAGCAGCUUGUUUGUGAUGUUUGUGUUCCCCCCCGCUCGUGACUUCGAUUUGGUACAAAAUGCGUUGGAUAUUCGGCGCAUUCCUGCCGAGAGAAGUUUAGUUUGUAGGAGCAACGUGAGCAAAAUGUAUGUUUUGAACGCAUUAUUGC